Molecule: messenger RNA, 4843 nt
Organism: Pseudo-nitzschia multistriata
Lineage: Eukaryota; Bacillariophyta; Bacillariophyceae; Bacillariales; Bacillariaceae
Source: the annotation of a GenBank genome assembly
UGAAAUCUCUCYGUGCGAAGUAAUCACUGUCCCAGAUCAGGUCGGAUUUGAAUUUAACGAGGAAUUGCCGAGCUAACCCAAAAAUGAACACAAAAAUGACCUCGAUUGGACCAAUAGCAAUUUCGGGUGCCGGGCGGAUCUUUCGGCGGGCGAGAAAUCAUCCUUUUCGGCAUUGCACGGCGUUGGAUGGAAAGGAAUCAUACUCUCAAUCAUCCUUUCACAAUGUGUAUGUUUUUCAGAAAGCCUCUCUCUGUAUUGUAGCAGCACAAAAUCACGAYUUUGAGUUGGUCCGAACAUCAGUGGAUCGCCGAACUAAUUCCACGUAUUCGUUUCAGAAAAGAAGUCAAUCCACUCACAAGGCAUUGGCAACCGAUGGCGACGACAUUCACCGGUACCGGUACAAGCUCUAUCAAUAUAAAAUAUGCCCGUUUUCAAACAUUGCCAAAGUAUUUUUGACUUACCAGCGGAUUCCGUUCGAAUCCGUUGAGGUCAACCCCCUUACGAAGGCAGAACUCGAGUUCUCCGAAAACUACCGCAAGGUUCCAAUCGUCACCGUCUUGGACACCGACCCAUACACUCCUGCUGCCGAAGCGGUUCAACAACUGAACGGAACAGAAGAAAUACUUUUGCAUCAUCACCCUAACGCUAACUCUGACAACGGAGACGAUCAAACCUCGGRUGAUUCCUCAACGCGAUGGCAAAACUUCGCUAGAACCAAGCUGGCACCCUUGCUUUACCCAAACAUUUGCAGCUCUCUGGGAGAUUCGUUCCGAGCCUUUAGAUAUGUUCACUCAAAUCCAAAUUCUUUUUCGACUGUUCAGCGCUUCAGCAUYCAGUGUAUCGGUAGCGUAGCAAUGUAUUUUGCGGCAUCCAAGAUAAAGGAAAAAUAUAAGAUCGACGACGUGAAGGUUGCUCUCGACGACGCUCUGGAGGAACUUGAGUCGGAGCUGACGAACGAAGGAAAGAAGUUUUUGCGGUCGCCUCCGACGGGGCCCGAUCUCGGAGACCUUGCAGUCUUUGGUGUGUUAAAGGGAUUAGAAGGCUUGCCACUCUGGAACACAAUUUUUGAUAACGACGAUUUGCAGCCUAGAUUUCCGAAUUUGMGAAAAUGGUAUGCAAACGUCGACGAGGUGGUAGAAAGUAGAAAGUCACAAACUCCCAGGUAUGGUUAUAAUGAUUGACAAUUAGGAAGGUGAUGUUGAUUUAUCGUGGCCGUUACAGUAAGCCUCUAUACUAGCAUUGGUACGGAUUCUUUACUAUGUUCGAGUAGCAAACGAGUUCUUUCGCUUUCCAUUGWGAGGAUCAAGCUGAACUAUGAGGACGUGUAGGGUUGAUCGUUGCAACCUUAGGAAUGCUCGGUACUGCACUGACAAAGUGRAAACUUUGACACAUAGUAUGUCUAUCACGCAAGUUGUUGAAGCGAAGGGCGGUAGUUACAUCAUUUGUAUCGAUACAUCUAUACGGYCGUCGUCGAAGAAUCGAUGUUUCUAGUCAUUUUACAAAGCCGAAACAGUAACAAAAAAUAAUCUCGACUAAGAGGUUACUUGGAGUUCAUCAAAAAGAGAGGACUGGUCAGCCAUCACAAUCACUUUGAUUUUGCCGUUUAUGAGGCAACACAAAUCAGAAUCCAAGAAGAACACGAAGAAGAAUGAAGGAAAUUCAAAUACAGUAAUUUAUUAAUUGUUACCAUUACGUACAGCUAUCUACUAUUAUGUGGGUGUCGAGGAUGCAUAUGGGGCAAUGUGGCGGGGCUGAGCGGGUGUGAUGAAAACUUUCCAGCGCCUUUUUCUCUCAAAAGAUUGACUGAUUCGCGCAGAAGGUAUUUUUUGCGCGAAAUCAGUCAUGUUCGUUGAUGAUUGAUUUGAUUCUAAAGAUUCUUUCAUCAUAUGGGGGUAACGUACCGGUAAGGAUGGUACAAACGAAAAUAUGAGUACUCGUACCUUCUCAAAUCAAUCCUUCGUAGUAAAAAAAUGCACCAUGAAAAGAAUGGAACAAAUCAUCUUUCAUCAUCGUCAAAUAGAAGCAAGCUUUUAUUUGACUACCACAGCUUUAUCGCGCUGAAAUCAAAGGCAAUGGUCCCCAGCCAUUUGACUUUACGUUCUUGUCGAAUAAUCUCAAGAUCUGUAAACUCUUGUCUGCAGCAAGGACAGGGUGUUUCUGGUUGCAUUUUGAUCAACCAAUCGACAACACAUUCGCGAUGAAAGGCAUGGAUACACGAUGGGUUAGAUGACCAUGUAACGAUGUCUCCAACCUCGUAUUCUGAGAGGCAAACGGCGCAACAAUUGGGAACGAGGCGCCCGGUCCCAUCCCUUAGUCUUAAAUGCCCUGUUUCUUCGUUAUCAAGAGAGGUGCCAGUGGCGUGACCUCUCUCGAUGUCAUUGCAGCCAUUUAGUUCCCCUGUCGCGCUUGAAUUGUCCGUUGUACCCCCAUCGUUUAAAUCUGUUGCAAUCAAGUCUUCUUCCUUCACCGUCUGUAAAAAAGAAAUAAAUGAAAAAUUAGAAAUCGCAGUACGUGCAUCGCGCAGCACGUCAACGAUGAAAGACAAGAAGAGAGGAUAUUCCAUUCUACGAUAGAAAUAGCCAGUAUGCGCCAAAACAUGCAAUGUCAAAGAUCAGAGAAACAAUAGCGCUCACCAUCUGGACUUUGUGAGUCGAAAAACUCUUCAACAAUUUUUGUCGUCGCUUUUCGGGACACUCGUUUCUCUCGGCUUCUUGUUGUCUUCGGAGGCGGGCUCUGUAGAUUUCGUCACUUCUCCUCAUCUGACCAACAUCGUUGUAGAAAUGUCUUUGCACAAACCAACACCAAAUACCAGAGAGCAAUAUCAAUAAUAGUAUCAGUGCAUUGACGCUCCAAAAAAUCCUUGGGUUGAAAUCGGGAUUAGAGACCUGCGGGGAAGACAGGGCUUCUAUUAGAUCUGGGUCUGCGUUGGUAGUGAAGUCGUUCUCGACGACAUCRUAUCCUAAYGAUUCUGAAGUCAUGGUACGAAAUCACCGAUUGAKUAAUAAACAGAACUGAACGAUCGACACCUGAAAAAGUCAACAAACUCGUUAAUGAGGAUGAUGAAAUACUACUGUUGUUGAGAUAARAUAGAAUGACCAAGUCGCUUUUGUUUUCAGUAAGAUCUAUCGCGAAGACUUUGGCAUUUGAUUYGCUCACAGCGCAUUGCAGGAUGGUUUUUGUUUUGCGAUGGCUGCUGCAUUGCGAUUUGUAUUUUCAAACAAGCUUGACUUGCGAGAAAGGGUUCUCGUCGUGAGAUAUUUCGGUAAUGUACUAACACCGUUUUUCCACCGUACCCGGUACCGUACGUUGAUACGGUUCCAACCGUCAGAAAAAUUUAGAGAUGACKAGAUGACACAUGCACGGGGUCUCGUAACAGCUAUCGAAUUUUUGAAAUUGCAAUCUUCCUUGAAGAACAAUCCUACCGUAUGGUUUUCGUACGUACCGUACAUCACGAUGCGAACCCUUUUCACGCCAUCUAAAACCUAGCGCGCCAACUCACCGGAUGGAAUAUUGUGGAAUAAAGAAGAAUAAGGAUACGCAUGAUUUCACUGCGCUAAAAAUAAAACGCUGGAGGCAAUACCAGAUGGUUUGUCCYAUCAAUGUCCCAUAAGUUCUCAGAAAUGGAAUCGGACGUUUUCUCGAAAUUCUAUUUCCAAGACAGAACAUAAAAUGCAAUUCUGUCUUCCAAUGACGUAACAACAGAUGGGAAGAAAGGUAGAACACACAGCUUCCCAUUCGAUAUGAUUCUGCCAUGGCCAAGGUGGUACUUCUUAUUUCCAUGGUCGCACAGUGCGUCGAAGAUGCUCUGCCCAUGCAGACCAUUCCAUUCCAACGAUCUGCGUGAUCGCUAAUUUCCGUAUGAAUACUGUACRRKAUGCGGAUGUUCUUUUUUAUUGACAUCGUUCGCUGGAUGAUUCAAUCGACACAACUUCCAAAAUCCAAACGGAAUUAUGGYGACACGACGSAGCUCAUUCGCAAAACGUGUGUGUCAUGGUCGUCGCCCUAUUUCUUUUCUUGCAUUSGAAUGAAUGGAGUUGCAAGUUUGGGGUUGUUCUUUGUUCUCUACUAGAUUCGAAUUUUAAACAUUUAAGCUACAUAUUKUCUAGAACAGAGUUGCUGUGAUUCUGUUCUGUUAGAGCGAUUCGAAURGUCUUGAUUUCGUCUUCUUUUCUAUCGKUUUACUUUCUACGGCAGAGCACAUAGAAUGUUCCAUUACCGCACGUCGAUCGACAAGAACAACCAAAAGUGACAUCAUAGGRAUUGGUGGUAUUCUCUGGCGGAUGUGCGCUUACUACCUUUUCAGAGAUCAUAUUSGUCAGCAAAAUAUUYCUCACACAUUCCGACCAUCAGCAACUUGCACGCCCUUCAAUCUSAAACCUGCGGAGCAUCGGGAAAAUACAUAUUCGCAAAUAUACCGAAGAAUACAAUCUGUAGGUAUCAGUGGCGAAUUCGAGAGAAGGAUAACAAACACAAACACAAACACAAACACACUGGCUAUGCUGCGUAUAGUGCGUAAAGCAUUUCAACCAUCUGCAGCGGGUUACCGAAGUAUUUACAUCGUGUCUUAAUGCUUACAGUUUGUUAUGAGUAUUCUACCUUUUUAGCGUAAUUCCGCACCAAUCUGCCAAACUUUCAUAACCUCAACUUCUAAUUACGAGAAUUGUUCGAACUCCCCCAAGAGUCCUUUGCACAUUUGAAGCGUCGGUAUAAUGAGUGGCAUUCUUAGAAGUAUUUUACAUUUCUGUCGUAAUUGAAUACUUUCAUCCUCUGCGCUACCUCCCGCACCAAUCUGCCAGACUUUCGUGACCUUCACUUCUACUUCUAAUAACGAGAAUUGUUCGAA